UCUACAUUUCCAUCCCAUGGCCGUCUCUAGGUGAUUUAGCGCCGCCAGUCUCAAGCAGGUAUCCAACAUGGCGAUCACGGGGAGCGGAUCUCUCGCUAUUUCUUUCUCUGCUUUCAUGAUUGUAGCGGCGUUUCUUCACAAAGGAGCUGCUGAAACCGUGACAGUUGACAGCCAGAACCUGGCGACUGACAACGUGUCGGUGAUCGAGGGAGAGACGGCCACCAUUAGCUGCCGAGUGAAGAACAACGACGACUCCGUCAUCCAGCUGCUGAACCCAAACCGACAGACCAUCUACUUCAGAGAUCUGAGACCUCUCAAGGACAGCCGGUUCCAGCUGGUGAAUUUCUCUGACAACGAACUCCGGGUGUCUCUGUCCAACGUAUCGCUCUCCGACGAGGGACGCUACGUGUGCCAGCUCUACACAGAUCCUCCUCAGGAAGCCUACGCAGACAUCUCCGUCCUGGUCCCGCCAGGCAGCCCAAUCAUCGAGAGCCGAGAGGACGUGGUCAGCGAGGGGAACGAGACGGAGCUCACCUGCAUAUCCAUCGGCAGCAAGCCGGCCGCCUCCAUCAGAUGGAUGAAGGGGGAGGACGACCUGACAGCUGAAACAACAACAGUGGAGGAGACGUAUGACAGGAUGUUUACCGUCACCAGUCGGGUGAGGUUUUCUGUCACCAAGGAGGAUGAUGGAGUGCCGGUGGACUGCAUCGUUGACCAUCCAGCUGUAAAGGACCUUCUGGCUCAAAGACACUUGGAAGUGCUCUAUAAACCCGAGGUGAAGAUCGUGGUGACAUAUCCUGAUGGGUUAACAAGAGAGGGCGACAAUCUUGAUUUGACAUGUAUCGCUGAGGGGAAGCCACACCCCCAUCAGAUCAACUGGCUCAGGGUGGACGAAGACGUGCCGCCGCACGCCGUGGUCACCGGCUCCGAUCUCUACAUCGAGAACCUGAACAAGUCGUACAACGGCACCUAUCGUUGCGUGGCGUCGAACGCUGUCGGCGAGGCCUACGACGACUACGUCCUCCAUGUGUACGAUGCUCCCACUACUAUCCCCAUACCCACCACCAACCCAGUCAACACGCAAGACUCCAGGGCCAGCGAGGGCGCUCCGCAGAAAAUCGACCACGCCGUCAUCGGUGGAGUGGUCGCCGUCGUGAUGUUUGCGAUCCUCUGCGCGCUCAUUGUGCUCGGCCGGUACUUUGCCAGACACAAAGGAACUUACUUCACGCAUGAAGCCAAGGGAGCGGACGACGCAGCCGACGCCGACACGGCAAUCAUCAACGCAGAGGGGGGCCACAACAACACAGACGAGAAGAAGGAGUACUACAUCUAAACCAGACGGGCCUGAAGUGAUGGUUGGGGACGCGGUGGGAGCACUGCGUCCAGCGUUGAUUGGGUAGUAGGACGGCUUGGGUUAGGGUAAAAGAAGAAGGGGAGAGGAGGACGAGGAGGAGGGAAGUAGGAAUGGCGUAGCCGCGUGGGAAGAAGAGGCGUCGUUUAGUCUCCUGUCCGACCCUUCCUUGGACUGCCGGGUCCUAUUCUGUACAGUAUAAUUAUUUUACAGACAAUUUUGUGCCUUGUUCUAUUUCUUUUGUCGGUUCGUUGGUUUCUAUUCGCAUUGCUUGUUGGAUUGGAUUCUUUCUCCAUGUGCUCUACUUGAUCCUUUGUUGCGUUUGGCUUUCAGAGGAGAUAGAAAGGGGUCUGGUGUUUGUCAGUGUGUGCUACAACUAGCUUUUAGCUCAUGUAACCAGAUAUAAGAGAGGCCAGCUCACUCACACUUUUGUUCACUUUUUUAAAUUUUUUUUAUCUCUUUCUCUCCAGUUGCUUAUUAAAUAAAACCCAGUAUCGACAUGUUUCUCCCCGCUGGGUCAAAGUCCUGUGGUGCCUCCCAAGUUCAUCACAUUUAGAUGCAGGUCUGAUUGGUUUUGACGAUUACCUGCACACACACACACACACACGCACGCCUACACACAACCCCCCCCUUCAAAUUCAGACUCACUGUAGAUUACUUACGUAACCGUUUUGAGUACUCAUGCCUUUCUUUGAAUGUAUUUGCUAAAGGAGUAAGUACGAGUCACAUGUAUACGUAUGGGGUUUAAAAUCAAGUUGCGAGAUGCAACCAAUCCCUCAAAAGUUCCCAGAUCCAUUCAGUAACGCAGAAUUUUAUUUUGAACCACAUUCCUAAAAAGUCUUGAGCAGCUACCAUUUCUGAAACGUCUUACUAUUUUCAUCAGAUUUAUCCGACAAACUCUCCAAUGUCAGUGGUACCUAAUUCCAUCCAUACCUGCAAUCGAUGCCAUGUUGUUUCUAUAAAGGGAUGUUUCUAUCUUUUUUUGUUCUUUUUUUGUCCCCAGGGUCAAUUAAGAUGAAGUAUUUGCCAAUACAGAGUUUUGAUCUAAUACUUGCAUUUCUUUACAGCCAGAUUUGAGUUGUACACUGCCUAUCUCUAGUAAAUUAAAGUUCAAAUAUGUAACGUACUGUACAUCUAUCUGGAUGUACCACAAAAAAAGGAAAUAAAAACCUUUAUUUUCCACCACAUGAGUGGGUUGGUCACCCUGAGUGGUAAAUUCAAUCGCCGUGCAAUUGUUUCCGCCUCACCGCUGUCCCUUUGAAGCUUUUCUACUUGUAGCUUCCUGUUGGAGUUAGCAUGAGGAACAUUUGGGCGUUUCACAACCAUCUCGAGAAAUACUUGAACUGCCAACUUUGCGGGAUACAGCUGAACAAUUUUUGUUUUCCGCUAAAAGAUAGCUGUUGACUGCAAACCUUUCUUCACGACAUUCAACCUGCCGGUCACGUCCUCUGAGGCGUUCGACGUAAAGCCUGUAUAGGAAGGCGAGAGCAUGAACAGCUGACUUCAUGGUUAAAGACCAUAAUCAGAAUCCCAGACCAAUGCUUGGGAUCGGAUCGGCCGUGUCCCUCGAUUUUGAGAAAGUGAUCUAGCUUGUCAUACGACAUCAUGUGUUUUCAUCUGUCAAACCUUUCAUCUCCUACUUUAUGAGUCAAUUGUUGGUUGUGUUCUUUGUUGUAAAAUUGUCCGUUUCAUUUGAAAAGUUAGUCUUUAUCCUCAACCCGUACCCAACUUUAUUUAAUAUUCAUCCUGGAAUCUGUCAGGUUUAGUUUACAGAGGCAUUUGUCUGCUGCAUUAAUACCACAGCAGACUGCAUCUCCUCAAAAACAUUUCUGGAAGAUAGUUAUCUUCUAAGCAACACUAAUGUGCCAUGACAGUGAGGCAAAGGUUGUUCGGUUUCUUUCAUUUUCAUGUUUUUGUCUGGUAUUGACAAAGAAAAAUGUAUGAAACAACAGAUAGUGAAAGGUUAAGAUUUCUGGAAAGACACUUUGCUGUAAGAGACUGACACUGUAAUAUUUAGUAGUAUCAAGGUGCAUAUACUGGACCUUAAAUACUUUAGCAAAAUUAUUCUAAUUAGCUGUAACAAGUGGCUACCUAUUUAAGUAAAAUUAGGAUAUUUAUCUAAUUUAGCUGAGCAGAAAACUCAGUAAAUCAGCUAGCUAAUUUAAGUACAUCGACUCUAGCUAAUUUAGUUAAAAAGUCAAAGGAGCUGUUUAGCUAAAUUAGCUGCACAACCUGAAUACCUGAUUAGCUAACAAUAAUAAAUAAUAACAAUAAAAAUAAUAAUAGUAACUCAGUUUGGUAGUUUUCUAGAUUGUCUCUUUAGCUAAUUAAGCUUAACUAGCUAAACUGAUUUAGCUAGUUAGCAAUGUUUGACCUAUUGAACAGGUUAGCUAUUUUAAUAAAAUUAGCUUAGCAGCUAAUUUAGCCAUCAAAGUAGCUAACUAAAGUAAAUAAGCUGCUUAACUAUCCAUCCACAUUGCCCAUAGGCUACACGCUAACACCAGACGUGUUAUGCAAUCUGGUCAUAAGCUACCGUAGAGCCUGCUGGCUAUCUGAAUAUCUGACCUAAAUUAGCUGUUUAGCUAACUCGCCUACACUCUUAAGCAUCAUUUAUUGUGUUGGCUUAUAAAAUCCGACUUCACCUAAGUAUUACGUCACGCUAAAACAGACAGCUAGCAAUUCUUUGCUAGCUUAAAAUAUCUCCCAUUUUCAUACUUCCAUUCCAUGCCGACGAGUCUUUGUGCGUAUUCCAUAAACAAAGUUGGAAAGCCCCCUCUGUCCCUCCUUAUCUGCUGGAAGAAAACAAAACUGAUGUCACUCUUUCAAUUAAAAUAAAAACACAAAAACUGCCCACGUAUGUUUAGCUUUGAAGUCCUUGCCGAGCCAUUUUUGUUUCUUAUGCUGUUGUUCUUGUUGGUUUCCGACUUAAAAGACCUUUCACUCACUGCAAGUAUGAGUCCAUUAAAUUUUCCUCUGUGCAAAUACUUUAUCUUUGGGCUUUCUUUGAUAACUUCUAAGGCCAAAGGAUUUCACUUGGGGAAGCUCCUAGUUUAGUUUUUUUGUUUUGGUUUUUUUUUCUCUGUCAUCUCGUAGCCUCAAACCGAGGCAGAGAAAUGGCACAGUGCUACAAUUUAUCUCUCCUUUUCGCUAACCCCAAUCAAACAGUGUGAACUUUACACAUUCUACGCCUCUCCGACUCACAGAUAGAAGAGCAAAACUGGUUUGGCAAUUAGCAGGACACUUUAUUGCAUUGCCUGAAGAAGAAGAGCAAGAAGAUGAGUAAGGGGGGAAAAAAGACCAGAUAAAAACGAAUGACCACUGCCUUAAACAGACCUCUUGAUACAUAUAAUAAUAAAAUAAAAUAAAAAAAUAAAGAAUAAAGUGAAGGACAUAUUGUAGUGCCUUCUUCUGAUCUCGAGGCAUAUGGUUAGAAUCAUACUCUAAGCUUGUACAUAUAUCUGUCCUUUCUAACUUUCAGGCCGAUACUCAGCCAAGUUGUCUGUUCAUGCACUAUAAACUCAUAUCCUGGUUUUUGGAUCUGGAUGAUAAAUAAAUCAAAUUCAUUCAUUUUGAAAAUAAAAUAUGUUGAGAUCAUUUUUGGUAAAACAUUUUUUGUGUGUGUGUGCAGUGGGGCCAGUAUUUAUAAGAGCAAAAUUCAAUUUGGCCUUAAGUAUUUGGUCGCCUUUACUGCGUUUGCUAUUUAUUUGAAUAUUUCCUGGGCGAAGGCUAAGCAGCUUUCAGAGAGGAAUUCAGUGCUAAAAGCUAGAUUAUAAGCUAGAAUAAGAACAAAUUAAUAUAUCUCUCUCUCUUUUUGUUGUUGUUUCUAGAUUGUGGAGUUGCGGUGUCAUGGAAACAGCUAUGUGCAUGACAAAUGUUACUCUGGGCUUUGAUAUUUAUCUUAAAUGGUACCUGUCGCUUUUGAUGGAUGAACUUUGAGAAAGGCUGUGGUAGGAGGGGGGGGGGGGGUUAAAUCAUUUUAAUCCAAUUUUUCAUUUAUAUUUCUUACAUGAUGUGUAGUAUUUUUUUUUCCUUCACUCUCUCAGGUUCAUGAGUGUUACUAUAGUUGUGUUAUUUUUUUUUAUUUUAUUUUGCAUCUCAGGUAGAUUGCAAAUUUUAAGCCCCGAGUAUAUAUAUAGAUAUAUAGAUAUAUAUAUAUAUAUAUAUAUGCUGUAGUACCACAGGUUUUGGAAGACGUAACAAAAAUCACAAGAUGUACAUGUUCCUCUCAGUUGUACAUGUUUCUGUGUUUAAUAUGGUGCACUGUUACGGUAAAUGUUAAAUAUUAUUUUGCAUAGGCCUAGUUCACAAAGAAAACUAGAUUUGUUAAGCAGCUGAAAACGAUGUACAGUCGGUGUUAACGAAAUCACGACGAUGUUCUCGACACUUCUUCUUCUUCUUCCUCCACCGUUGCGUUCUGCUCGCGCGGCGCGGGUCAGUUAGUACGCCUAGGAUAUUCUCACAGCCCUCAAGGAUCUGUUUGUGUCAUGCAUCGCUUUUCUUAUUUAGACGAUGGUGUAUUUUACUGUGACAUGAAGUUUUAUGAAUGAUCUGUAACCCCUUGGAUAUUUGGACGAAACUCACGGUUUUAAAGCCUGGGGAGGGAGGAAGAGGAAGGGGCGUGGGGAGAGAAGAGACCGGGUCGGGGAGGUGAUCGUUUUUAAACCCCUAGAUUGGUUGUUUAGGUUGUUGAAUCUUGAAUUACAUUUUUUUUUCUUUUUUUUUUUUUUGUUCCCAAGUGACAUUUAGUUUGUUUGUUUUGGUUUUUGGGGGGUUUUUGUGUAGUGAAGAGGAUGGGGUUUUUUUUUUGUUUGUUUUCUUGUUUUCAUUUGACCAUACAUAUUUUGUAUUGGUUCAUGCCAACAUUUUUACGAAAGAAUAAAAAAAAAAAUCUGAAGAGUACUUGUCUUAAUAAAAAGAUAUCAAUGUUUGAAA
Molecule: messenger RNA, 6283 nt
Organism: Xiphophorus couchianus (Monterrey platyfish)
Lineage: Eukaryota; Metazoa; Chordata; Actinopteri; Cyprinodontiformes; Poeciliidae
Gene: cadm1b
Product: cell adhesion molecule 1b
Exons: 11
Coding region: 68-1333 (421 amino acids)
Biological process (GO): detection of stimulus; homophilic cell-cell adhesion; cell recognition
Cellular component (GO): synapse; neuron projection; plasma membrane
Molecular function (GO): signaling receptor binding
Source: RefSeq, a predicted model, not a curated record